Penicillium brevicompactum is the source of this 699-nucleotide messenger RNA. RefSeq lists its product as uncharacterized. The transcript has 3 exons. Lineage: Eukaryota; Fungi; Ascomycota; Eurotiomycetes; Eurotiales; Aspergillaceae. The record is from RefSeq and is a predicted model, not a curated record. The coding region runs from base 1 to 699 and encodes 232 amino acids.
AUGACUGCAAUUCCAAUUCCUAUGGCCAUGUCCUCUCGCUCCCUCUCUUCUACCUCCGACAUGCAGUCCCCCUUCAACUACGACUCUUACUCCUCCUACUCUUCCUCCCCGGGUGGUAUGGAUUUCUUCUAUGGUGGCCAGCCUGUCUACGACUCGCUUUGCGACCUCAACCCAACAUCCUUCCCCAUGCAAGAGGUCACCCCCGAGGUCUACGGCAUCACCAGUAGCCCAUACACCUACGCCUCCCCGCAUGAGUACCCUGAAUUCCCAGUCUACACCCCGCGCCUGGUACCCCAAAGCACACCGAGCAGCUGUGGAAGUAGCUACAGCAGCAGCUACAGCAGCAGCUUCAACUUUCCCGCCGAGGACAUCGCAUUGCCCCAAUACCCUAGCACCCUUUACGACUCUGGAUCCGACUCACCUGCUCCUACUACAUCUUCUUCCUCUAAGCCUGCAGGCGCUAAGCCUUUCGCAUGCGACAACUGCGGUCGAGCUUUCACCCGUUGCGCCGACCUAAAGCGCCACCAGUCCAGCGUCCACUACCCGGUCUUCCGUAACUGCCCCGUGGACCACUGCUCACGCAAGGGUAGCAAUGGAUUCCCACGACAGGAUCACCUCGUCGAACACCUGCGCUCAUACCACCACAUGGAUGUUCCCAAGCGGGGAUCUUCCAAGCGAUCCGCGAAGCACAUUUCAUGA